Molecule: messenger RNA, 1644 nt
Organism: Symbiodinium necroappetens
Lineage: Eukaryota; Dinophyceae; Suessiales; Symbiodiniaceae
Source: the annotation of a GenBank genome assembly
AUGAACACUCAGGUACUUAUUGUCGGCGCGGGCCCGGUUGGGCUAACCCUCGCCAUCGACCUUGGGCAGCAAGGCAUCAAUUGCAUCCUCAUUGAAAAAAAGGGGGCGCCGGAAUUCCUGCCCAAGAUGGAACGCUGCAAUGCCAGAACCAUGGAAAUCUACCGCCGUCUGGGCAUUGUUGAGCGAAUCCGCGAGGCCGGGCUCAAUUCCGACGCGCCCAUGGACGUUUUCGUCAUAACGAAAAUGACCGAACCGCCGCUGCUUCAGCUGGAAUACGAUUCCGUCGCCAGGGCACAGGCGCACAUCGCAGGCGUCGAAGACACGUCUGAACCUGCAGAAGCCUACCAGCUCAUUUCCCAGUACACGCUCGAGCCCCUUUUAAAGAAGGUCGCCGAAGCCCUGCCUUCCGUCACUGUCAUGUAUGGCACGGAGUUUGAAGCCUUCCGUCAGGAUCAGACCGGCGUGACAACGACGGUGCGCACAUCGAAUGACGAAACAUUCGAUAUCCGCUCCACCUAUAUGGCCGGCUGCGACGGGGGCGCCAGCCGCGUGCGUAAGGCACUCGACAUAUCGCUGCGCGGCGAGGGCAAUCUGCUCAAACUGCGCCAGGCGCUCUAUCACUGCGACGAGCUGUUUGACCGCCUCCCGCUCGGUGCGGGACCCGGUCACGGGCGACACUACCAUGUUGCCGACAAUCAGGCCUCCUUCCUGAUCAUGCAGGACUCGACGCGUCAUUGGACGCUUCAUGCCGUUGUCGAGGACGAUGCCGCCAUGGCCACACAAUUUGAAAAAAUUGUCGCUGCGCCGGUCAAAUAUGAGAUGCUGUAUGUCGGCGAGUGGAAGCAGAAUCUUCUGCUGGCAGAUCGCUAUGGCGAGGAUCGGGUAUUUCUUGCCGGCGAUGCGGCUCAUCUCGUCAUUCCGACCGGCGGGCUGGGUAUGAACACCGGUGUCGGCGAUGCAAUCGACCUUUCCUGGAAACUGGCGGCCACGCUGCGCGGUUGGGGCGGGCCUAAGUUGCUGAAGUCAUAUGAAGUCGAGCGCCGCCAGAUCGGAGACCGCAAUAUUGGCGCUUCGCGCUACGCAUCGCUGGGUCGGCGCAAAUGGCGCUCCCAGUGGGCCAAAGGAUUCCACGACGAGACUCCGCAGGGCGAAGCAUUGCGAAACAAUCUCGCCAACGUCGCCGAAAUCGAGCAGCGGAAGACCAAUGAGAUGGUGGGCGCCGAACUCGGCUACCGCUAUGUGGAUAGCCCCCUCAUCUGGGAUGAACCCGGUGGUCCCGAGCAGCUGUUCAGGACUUAUGAUUCGACCCCCUGGACCGGCGUGCGCCUGCCCCACAUCUGGGUGAAACCCGGAGUAUCCAUUCAGGAUCUGGUGGGACGGAACUACGCGGUCUUGCGUAUGGGGCCCAAUACCGAAGCUGUCGACCCCAUCGUCGAGGCGUUCAGACAAAUUGGCGCGCCCAUAAAGGUGCUCGAUUUUCCGGAAGACAGAUAUCGUGACCUCUACGGCUGCAGCUAUUUCCUCGUACGCCCCGACUUGCAUAUCGCAUGGCGCGGAAACGGGCUUCCUGAAAAUCCCCGGAAGCUGGCGGCUUUGGUCACCGGGUUUCCCGUCGACAAUAUGGCGCGAUACCAUGCCGCCUGA